Molecule: messenger RNA, 4247 nt
Organism: Danaus plexippus (monarch butterfly)
Lineage: Eukaryota; Metazoa; Arthropoda; Insecta; Lepidoptera; Nymphalidae
Gene: dia
Product: protein diaphanous
Exons: 28
Coding region: 162-3455 (1097 amino acids)
Biological process (GO): actin cytoskeleton organization; actin filament polymerization
Cellular component (GO): cytoplasm; actin filament
Molecular function (GO): microtubule binding; small GTPase binding; actin binding
Source: RefSeq, a predicted model, not a curated record
UCAGUAACCGCCCGACAGCCGCGCCGGCUGCACCUCUGUUCUAUCGAUUUAAAUUUGGAACGCGUUCCAUCAGUGAUGGUCGGUGAAGACGGAAGCGUUCAUAACAGAUCCCGUGUUGUUGUUUAGUUUUUUGGGAUAUGAAUGUUUGAUAUGAACCGAACAUGUACAACAGCAUGCCGAGACUGAAGAGAAGGGAGACGUGGAAGAGGAGAAGCGGGCUGGACACCUGGUUCGGAAGGCCGAAGAAGACUGGAGGUGGUAUCGACCGUGGAUACGACACCGUGCCCCGGGCGGAACUCAGGCCCGAUGAUGAGGAACCGGCCACGGAGUACACCGCCAAGAUAGACGCCCUCGACGACGACCAGCUGGAGAGACGGUUCGAAGAAAUGCUGACUGACAUGAACAUAGGAGAGAAGAAGAAGGAGCCGCUGAGAAAAUACUCCAGAGACCAGAAGAAAAAGAUGCUGGUGGCUUACAAGUUCGUUAACGCCCAGGAGGGUAGGUCGAAAUUCGAGAAGCCCGCGGACUACGUGUCGUAUCUGAACCAGCCAGAGUUAUCGGUGGGUAAGCUGCACAGUUGCUUGGAGAACCUGAGGAUAUCCCUGACGAACAAUCCCCUGUCAUGGAUCGAGGAGUUCGGGCCGAAGGGUAUCGAGAGUCUGCUGACUACCCUCAAUGUCUGCUAUACUAACGAUUCCCGUUACGAUCGCGUCCAGUACGAGUGUAUACGCUGUCUCUCCGCUAUCCUGAACAACACGGUCGGUAUCAGAGCGGUGUUCGACUGUCGGGAGGCUCUUCCCGUACUGGCCAGGAGUUUGGAUGCCAGGAAACCACACUGUGCGCUGGAAGCUGCUAAGGUGUUGGCAGCGAUAUGUCUCAUACCGAACGGUCAUGAGAAGGUUCUGGAAGCUAUCACAAUGGCCGGGGAGUCCAGCCGCAGACCGAGACUGCUCCCCAUCAUCGAGGGUCUGUCUCCGAAGGCCCCUGAGAGUCUCAAGAACGGCUGCAUGCAGCUCAUGAACGCUAUCAUAACUGAACCGGAAGAGCUGGAGUUCAGGAUGCAUCUGAGGAGCGAGUUCAUGAGAACCGGCCUUUAUGACCUGAUGGACUCCCUCCAGGCGGGCGCGGAGGACGGCGGCCGGCUUAUCCAGAUGAACGUCUUCGACACCCACGCUGCAGCGGACCAAGAGGAGUUCCUCGCCAAGUUUGAUGACGUGAGGGUCGACUUCCACGAUGUCAACGAAUGCUUCGAGCUGGUUAAGAACCUUGUUGUGGAGACGCCCGCGGAGCCCUACCUGCUGUCCAUACUGCAACACCUGCUCUUCAUCAGGGACGAUGAGCUCAUCAGGCCGGCGUACUACAAGCUGAUAGAGGAAUGUGUCACGCAAAUAGUCUUACACAAAAACGGAUACGACCCCGACUUCCGGUUGACGCAGCGGUUUAACAUAGAUGUGCAGCCGCUGAUAGAGGGACUCAUAGAGAAAUCGAGGGCUGAAGAAGAGAGGAAGGUGGAAGAGCUGAAGAGUAAGCUGGAGGCGGCGAUAGCUGCCAGGCAGGAGGCGGAGGCCAGGGUCGCGCACCUGGAGCAGAGACUGAAGACGGCGCCGCCCAGCGGCCCGGGGGGAGUGACCCAGGGGAAUAUAGCCGCUAUAGCUAAGGCGAUAGGGAGCCCCGGCGGGCCGCCGCCCCCUCCCCCGCCGCCGAUGCCAGAUGGCCCUCCCCCACCUCCCCCGCCGCCGAUGACAACAGGUGGGGGACCUCCUCCCCCUCCGCCUCCACCCAUGCCGGGCGCUGGGGCCCCUCCCCCGCCCCCGCCCCCGAUACCCGGAGGCCCGCCGCCGCCGCCCAUGCCGGGGGGACCCAGGCCUCCACCGCCGCCCGGGAUGCCUUCCGCCCCAAGGAUGCCUCAACCGGAUGUACUCCCUCACGGUCUAAAGCCCAAAAAGAAGUGGGAGGUCGAGGGACCCCUGAAGAGAGCGAAUUGGAAAACCAUAGUCCCCCAGAAGAUGUCCGAGAAAGCUUUCUGGUUAAAGGUCCAAGAAGAUAAGUUGGCUUCACCGGAUAUACUGACGGGAUUAGCACAGAAGUUCUCCAGCAAACCGAUGGCUAAGAAGAACGAGGAUAACGUCGACAGGGCCCACACCCUCAAAAAGGCGAAGGACCUCAAAGUGCUGGACAGUAAAGCGGCACAGAACCUGUCGAUACUUCUGGGGGGCUCCCUGAAACACCUGUCGUACGAACACAUCAAGACCUGCAUACUGAGAUGCGACACCACAGUACUUAACGCUAACGUACUGGAUCUCCUGAUACAGUACCUGCCGCCGGCGGACCAGCUCCGCAAGCUGUCCGAUCUGCGGUGCUCCAGCGACGAGCUGACGGAGGCGGAGCAGUUCGCGGCCGUGGUCUCCGACGUGAAGAGGCUCGCCCCCCGGCUCAGGAGUCUGGCCUUCAGGGAGCACUACCAAGAGAUCGUCUCGGAGUUGAAGCCGGACAUAGUGUCGGGUACAGCCGCGUGCGAGGAGGUCCGCUCCAGCGUGAAGUUCGCUCGUAUCCUGGAACUGCUGCUGCUCCUGGGCAACUACAUGAACACGGGCUCCAACAACGCCGGCGCCUACGGCUUCGAGAUCAGCUUCAUCACUAAGUUGACGGCGACGAAGGACUUGGAGAACAAGCAAACCCUGCUGCAUUACCUCGUGAACACCAUAGAGACCAAGUUCCCAGAAGUACUCAACUUCGCUGAGGAGAUGCCGCACAUUGAUAGGGCCGCGAGGGUCUCGCCGGAGAAUCUACAGAAGGCGCUGAAAAAGAUGGAGAACGACAUCCGCUCGCUAGAGACGGACCUCAACAACUCCAGGGUUCCGCAGUGCGCUGACGACCUGUUCCACGAGACCAUGAGCAACUUCGCGAAGGAAGCCCGCGAGCAGUGCGACCUGCUGCACUCCAUGUUCAAGAAGAUGGAGUCGCUGUACGCCGAGCUGGCGGAGUACUACGUGUUCGACCCGGCCAAGUACACCCUGGAGGAGUUCUUCGCCGAUGUCAAGACCUUCAAGGAUUCCUUCGCGACGGCCCACCAGGAGAACGUUAUAGCGCGAGAGACCGAGGAGAGAGCGAGGAGGGCGAGGGACGCGCGGGCGGCGGCGGAGAGGGACAGGAGGGACCGGCAGAUGAGAUACAAACAGUUCGUGGACAUGGAGAGGGCGCAGGACGGGGUCAUGGACAGCCUGAUGGAGGCGCUGCAGAGCGGCUCGGCGUUCAGUCGCGAGAGACCGAGGAAGAAAGCCAAUCCCAGGGUCGCCGGAGAGGAUAGCGACGAGGAGCGCGAGCUCGUGAGGGCGAUAUUGAGUCGUAUCGAAGCUGAGAGACGAGCACAGCUGAACAGGUCGCGCUCCAGGUCCGGCCUGAGCGGGCCGCUGACGUCACGCGAGCUGACCAAUGAGCUGCUCGGGAACGCGUGACGUGCUCAAGUGAUAUUAGUGUUAUAUAUUAGUGUUAAGUGCCGCGGCCUGGCCGAUACAACCCGCCAUGCGCACACGCACACACACACACGCACACACACACACGCACACGCACACAGUCUCUAUAGUGAAGAGCCCUUGGGUCAUAAGUGAAGUGAGGCUUUAGGAAUCCGUGGUUGUGUAUGAUAUAAUCAAUUUUGAGGGUAGAUAUAUAACGCCAUGUAUAUAUGCAGGAUACUGUGUGUGUGUUCGUCAGGAAUGUCUGUCUGUCGUGUGAUAUACAACGAGUCCAAUCAAAAGGCUGUAUCUAGCUUAACUAGAUAUAAGUAGAUUUUUUUUUACAAUUUACACACACACACACACGCACACAUACACACAUAUAUAUGUGUGUAUACGUGUGUGUGAUCUUCGUUGACAAGUCUUCCUUUAUUAUAUUGUAUUCGAUUCCGGCCUCGUAAUAUAUUUGACAACAUUAUAUAAUCAUUGUAAUGCGAGCCAGCACCAACGCAUCUCUCCAGCAGCAGGCCGUCGCCCCGCGCACGCGAGCUCAUGUCGUCAUUCCGAGCGUGCCUCGGGCACGUUAGUGAUAUUUUUUGCUAACAAAUGCCUUAUUUGUAUAUACCUAAGGACUGUUUUUGUUUUUCAAGUCCCCGGCCUCGUGUCCCGGGCCUUAUAUUGUAUAGUAUAGUGUAACCGGUAGGCCUCACGUAAGUCCAUGUAUACAUAACACUUAUGUAAAUAUAUUUUUGUAAAAUGUUAAUUUUUUUUUUAAAUACAUUGUUUUUUAAACUC